AAGGACUAUUGUUAACUCGAAUAAUCUUCACUCCAACAAGCUAGCACCUUUGCGAAUCACCAUCGAGGCUCAUGCCAGGACAUCGACACACAGAAAAGUAGAGGAUCACGUGAGGCUUAUCGAUAAGCCUGGCCAAUUUCUUCCAGCGAUUUGCGACCUGCGAUUUGCGAUUUCUGUCAAGCGCAGAAUAAAAGUCCCUCUAGCUCCUCUCAGAAUUGUUGGUUUUCGAUCCUACACGGUGCAGUAACACUUUAAAGUCUUAUAGCGACACUGUCGCUAGGGGCCGUUUACACCUCAAUCAUGAGCCAACCAUCCAUCUUACUUCCUGGCGAACAAGUCCCCUCCGAUGCACUCCCCUCCACAGGACCAGCUCCACUGAGACUCGGAGCAGGAGCGCGAUUAUUACACAAGUCACAGAGUCAGCACUCAAAAGGUACACCGAAAGAUUAUGAAAUCGUUGCCACUCAGGCCGGUUUACUAUCCACCGAUCAAAAACGCAAUACUAUCACCAUUCAAUCCUUUCCCAACCAUCGCUAUAUACCAACUGUUAAUGACCUAAUCAUUGCUCAAGUGCACCGCUCUUCACAGGACUUUCAUCAUUGCAUCAUAACACCGCAUGCACCGUUUGCGGUGCUAGGACAGUUGGCGUUUGAAGGCGCUUCGAAGAAAACUCGGCCCAAUCUGAAGCAGGGCGACCUUGUAUAUGCACGUGUGCUCUCUGUGGGAGUUGGGGCUGGAACAGAUAUCGAGCUUACUUGCGUCAAUCCUGCGACUGGCAAGGCAGAGCCUGGUGGUCUGGGACCGCUAACAGGGGGGAUGCUGUUUGAUGUUUCGACGGGGCUAGCUGCCCGAUUGAUGAAAACGGGAUCCUCUGCGGCGGCAGAGUCAGUGGCAGUACUUGAAGAGCUAGGCAAGAAGCUUGAAAGUAAAGGAGGAUUUGAAAUAGCCGUUGGGCGGAAUGGCAAGGUGUGGAUAGAUUGCUCGAGUAACAGCGAUAUCGCUGUUAAGAUGACUAUCGCUAUUGGGCAGUGUUUAAAGGAGCUGGAUCGGCAGAAUUUAAGUCCAGCAGAACAGAGGAAGUUGGUAUCGAGAGUCAUACGAGAAUUGAAGAUUGAUGCCUGAGUUGUCGCGUUCCAAUAUGUAAAGUAUUUGUAAAUCAUUUCCAAUAUGGCCAAUUGAUGGCAUGGGCCUAGCUAAAGCUGUGGGGAGACAGAAAGCAUCCAUUAAACUCAUUAUAAUAUAAGACUCAUCUAAAAUCUUUGAUUUUGAUGUGAUUUAAUCAG
Messenger RNA from Talaromyces proteolyticus, 1283 nucleotides. Its product is annotated as putative exosome complex exonuclease Rrp40. The transcript has a single exon. Gene Ontology annotation, molecular function: RNA binding. The record is from RefSeq and is a predicted model, not a curated record. Bases 301 to 1122 code for a protein of 273 amino acids. Gene Ontology annotation, biological process: CUT catabolic process; TRAMP-dependent tRNA surveillance pathway; nuclear polyadenylation-dependent rRNA catabolic process. Gene Ontology annotation, cellular component: cytoplasmic exosome (RNase complex); nuclear exosome (RNase complex). Lineage: Eukaryota; Fungi; Ascomycota; Eurotiomycetes; Eurotiales; Trichocomaceae.